CGUCGCGCCAAUUGACGUUAGGGUUGCGGACUGCGUGGGGUCUUACGGUUUCAGUCGCGGUCUCCGCCCUCCGAAGUGAGUGGUUAUUGGGCAGGCGAUAGGUGAGGGCAACGGAGCGGGAGAGGUGUGUUUGGGUCCGUUUUCGGCUUCGUAAUGGCAGCAGCCCUCAGGGUCACUUUCAGGCGAAAGAUCAUACCACCAUUGGGAUGUAUGUGCUACUCCUCUGCACCAACAACAAAAUUAUUUAUUGAUGGAAAGUUUAUUGAAUCUCGCACCUCAGAAUGGAUUGACAUUCACAACCCUGCAACAAACGAGGUGAUUAGCAAAGUUCCAAAGGCCACCCAAGAGGAGAUGCUUGCUGCCUUGAAUUCCUGUCAACGUGCUUAUCCCUCCUGGUCAGAGACUUCAGUCUUGAGUCGGCAACAAAUUUUCCUAAAGUACCAGCAACUCAUCAAAGACAACAUGACUGAAAUUGCCAAGCUCAUCACGAAAGAGCAAGGUAAAACUUUGCCAGAUGCUGAAGGAGAUGUUUUCAGAGGCUUACAGGUUGUUGAACAUACUUGCAGUAUCACGUCAUUAAUGUUGGGUGAGACCUUGCCCUCCAUCACGAAAGACAUGGACACAUUCACCUACCGACUCCCUUUAGGAGUGUGUGCCGGCAUCACUCCAUUUAACUUUCCAGCCAUGAUUCCACUCUGGAUGUAUCCUAUGGCUUUGGUGUGUGGUAAUACCUUCCUGCUGAAACCUUCGGAGCGUGUUCCUGGAGCAGCCAUGUUGCUGGCCAAGUUAUUACAAGAUGCAGGAGCUCCAGAUGGAACCCUUAAUAUUAUACACGGGCAGCAUGAUGCUGUGAACUUCAUUUGUGACCAGCCUGCUAUAAAAGCCAUCAGUUUUGUUGGUUCCAAUCAAGCAGGAGAAUACAUCUAUACAAGAGGUUCCAAAAACGGCAAGAGAGUGCAGUCAAACAUGGGUGCUAAGAACCAUGGAGUCGUGAUGCCUGAUGCUAACAAGGAGAAUACUCUGAAUCAGCUUGUUGGUGCAGCUUUUGGUGCUGCUGGACAGCGUUGUAUGGCCCUGUCUACCGCUGUCCUGGUUGGGGAAGCAAGAAGUUGGCUGCCUGAAUUGGUGGAACGGGCAAAGAAACUGAAAGUUAAUGCAGGUGACCAGCCUGGAUCUGACCUUGGCCCACUCGUCUCCCCUGAGGCUAAAACCCGUGUGUGUGACCUGGUCCAAAGUGGAGUGGAAGAGGGUGCCAAACUGCUACUGGAUGGCCGGAAGAUACAAGUGAAAGGGUAUGAAAAUGGCAACUUCGUGGGGCCCACCAUCCUCGCAGGAGUCAAGCCUCAAAUGAAGUGCUAUACUGAGGAGAUCUUUGGACCUGUCCUAGUAGUCCUUGAAGCAGCAACACUGGAUGAAGCUGUCAAUAUCAUCAACCAAAACCCAUAUGGAAAUGGCACUGCCAUCUUCACCACUAAUGGUGCCACGGCACGUAAAUUCACGCACCUGGUUGAUGUGGGACAGAUUGGAGUGAAUGUGCCUAUACCAGUUCCUUUGCCCAUGUUCUCAUUUACUGGAUCAAGAGGUUCAUUCAGGGGUGAUACCAACUUCUAUGGCAAGCAAGGUAUUCAGUUUUACACUCAAGUAAAGACAGUCACAUCCCAGUGGAAGGAGGAAGAUGCCACAUUAAGCAGCCCAUCUGUUGUCAUGCCAACAAUGGGCCGCUAAGUUCACUUCACCAAGAUGGCAAGCCGCAUGUUCAUCAUGACUGAUGUAUGAAGUCUGACGUGAUGCAUUUGGGCAGGUGCAGCAUAUUUCAAUGUGGCCCUUUCGGAACAUCGGCACAUCAAGACAAAAUGAAAGGAAGUUCUUUUCAACUGAUUGCAUGUUCAAAAUUGCUUAAAACAUUCAGUAACUUGAAGUUAUCCCCCCCUUAAAUCAGUUUUUAAGCUGCAUAAGUUCUCACGUUCUGAUCACAUAGCACAUAUCUAGAUUAAAAACAGAUUUUAAACAAAAAUAUUUUACUUUCCUCUAAACUUGAGCAGAUUGCCCAAUUUUUAUUUUUAAAAUAUGCUCCACACAAAAUAGUAUGACUGAUCCUGGCUUGCAAAAAAUGCAAGUUAAAGCUAUCCAAGUGUGCAGCCUUAAACCGUUAUGAUUAUACUGUUUUUAGUGUGAAGAAUACCAAAUAGCUGACAAUAAUUCAGUAGUACUGUUUUUAAUUUUAGUUGCAGUAUUGGGUGCACAGGUACCUUUUUAAUUAGGCUGAGAAACAAAUGUAACUGGUCAGCUUAUCUGUGUAUAUUACAGUUUUAGUCCUGAAAAAUACCGUUGGGCUUAGAAGUUUAGUCCUUUUUUUCACCAAAACCAUUUUUCGGAAAGAAAUUAUUAUAAAUUUGGUGCCUUGGACAGGUGUGUUUCGUCACAAUAAGUUGGAUAUGAGUUAACAGCAGUGACACGUGUUGAUCAAAUGAAUUACUGAGACUCUUAGACCAGAAAGAUCCCAAAUUAGAAAAAUUAUGCACUAAGAAGCACUAAUUUAACAAGGGAUUUUUAAAAUUUUGGGUUGGUUUUUCUUUUUUUGCAUCUCUUCACAAUCUCUUUCAAGCGGGUAUGGCUAACAAUCUGAAUGUCAUAGCUCUCAGUAAAGAAAUUAAUAACAAGCUAACUUCUGUGGUACCGGAUAAGGUGAAGGCUGAUGAAACUGUCCAUCUAGAUUAUUGGAUGGUCAGACCUUCUGUUUGUGAUCAAACCAUAAAUGGCAAUACGAGUGGACCAUUUGAUUCUUUCAGCCUGCUCCACAAUUCACUCAGAUGGUAUCUGAUCUACCUCAGUUCUCCUCCUCUUAUAGUCAUAGACUUUUGCAUACUAACAGGACACUGAAUCUAUUUGUGCCAACUAUUCAUGACAUCUGAGCAGCCACAGCCCUCUGAAGUGAUGUUCCAAAUACAACCCUUUGGAGUGAAAUUAUCUUUCCUCAUUGCAGUUGUAAAUGGUUGGCCACCUUAUAUGAAGUUGCAGCUUCUUAUCUCGAGACUCCCAGACAGGGAAACAUCUUUCCAGUAUCUAAUCUGUCUACUCGAGUUUUGUUUCAAAUAGGUCAACUCUCAUUCUGCUCAACUCAAAUAGGUCUUAUCUACUUGAGCCGUCCUUGUAGGAUAAUCCUUUCAUUCCAGGAACCAAUCUAGUGCACUGCGUCUAAGAGACACUAAUUCUUCCGUGAAUAUGGACACUAAAACUGUAGACCAUACUCCAUGUAUGGUCUCUCCAAAACCCAAUAUAAUUGUAGUAAGAUUUCUUCAUUCUUGACUUCAAUCCCUGUUUGCAAUAAAGUCUGUUUACUUUCAUAAUUGCAUGUUAACUUGCCAUGAUUCCUGAGUUAGGACACCCAGUUACCUCUUUACCCUCAAGGAGAAUUUUAUUUUUAAAUUCCUACCAAUUUUUAUUUUACACAUAUUCUAUUCCUUCCACCAUGUACUUUAUGCAUUUUAUCUGUACAAACUAUUUCAGCCUCUUCUCAUCCUCUUCUUGGCAUCCUCCCAUUGAGCUGUGCAUCAUUAGAAAACUUUAAUUUAUUACACUUGAGUCCUCAUCUAAGUCAUAGGUAUCAUUAUAAAUAACUGAGGACCAAGCAUUGAUCUUUGCAGUACCGGUUCACAAUAGCUGUCAGAUCAAAAAUUGAGUUUAGUCUUUGUUUUCUGUGUUAACCAGUCUGCUGUGCUAAUCUAUUAUCUUCUAUACCACGAGUCCUUUUUUGUAAUCUCAUGUGGUACUGUAUCAAAUUCUUUUAAAACAUUGAAAUGCAGUGUAUUCUCUAUUUCCUCACCCUUUUAUCUUGCUAGUUGUAACCUUCAAACUCCAACAGAUUUGUCAUGUGUGUUUACCCUUUUUCAUAAAUCAAUGUUGACUCUCCCAAAUAUAUAUUUAGAUAUUCUUAUUUCUAAGUGCCCUGUUACCAUGUGCCUAAUGGAUUCUAACAGCUUCUCUUUUGACCAGGUAACCUGACAUACACAGCUCCCUAUUUUCUAUUCCUUUUUCUAAGUGGGUUUAGGUCUUCUACCUUCCGAUCCGCAUAAAUUUGUAAUUCUGUAAGAUCCAAAUCUGUGCUGUUUUCUUUGAGCAGUCAACGUGAAGUUGUGCUUAAGAAAAAUUGUGAAUUCAUAGUGCAGAUGAGCUAUCCAAUUAAAUCUGGGUUGGAGUGUGGAGUAUAUAAUCUAUAUACCCAAUGUUGAGGUUUCCCCUUCAAAUUAAGAGGUGGUAGAGGAGCGUUUAGUCACACAUGAAGCUCUAUUUCCCUAUCUGUUUGAGUUUAUUGUAACUCUUGACUAAUCAUGUAGAAAUCAUUUGCAAGUUGACAGAUUAAACUUUUAAAUGCAUUGUGGUUUUGCAGAAAAAGAGGAUAUUUUAAAAGAUCAAUUUUCUGGAAUAGAGUUUGCAUGAAGUAAAAUCACAAGGGUCUGUUCGCAUGCUGCCUCUUGCACCUCCCUUUAAUUUGUCUGGUUGAAGGGAAUGUGCACUAGAAUUUUUCAGACAAGUCUCAAGUCUGUAACAAAAACAAGUUGCUGGUAAAGCUCAGCAGGUCUGGCAGCAUCUGCAAAGACAAGUAACUUCAGGUAUGGUGACUCUUCCUCUGUUCUGAGGCAGGGUCACUGGACUCAACAUUAACUUUGAUUUUUCUUUGCAGUUGCUGCCAGACCUGCUGAGCUUUACCAGCAACUUCUGUUUUUAUUCCAGUUUUACAGCAUCUGCAGUUCUUGGUUUUUGUCCCAAGUCUGUUGCUGCUUCAUCCCAGAGUUUACAAGGGCUGCAAUUUUUGGCUUAGAGGUUACCUUGAAUAUAUGUAAAUGAGGGGAAAAAAAAGUUCUCCAUUGGAAACCCCUCAAUGAAUAUAUAGAGGAAGUCUUGGGAAGACUGUUUUCUGUUUGUCCUGUCUUCAAUCUCAUAAUUGGGCAAAAAACAUGACCCUCACUUUCUAAACCCAAAUGUGAAAAGUGGUUACUUGUUGUGUAUUUAAGGAUGUUGUAAAAGAUACCCUCGAGCUGACUGAUAAAAAAACAUUAAACAAAAAGCAAAGGCUUCUUAUAAUCUGGAAUAA
Molecule: messenger RNA, 5092 nt
Organism: Stegostoma tigrinum
Lineage: Eukaryota; Metazoa; Chordata; Chondrichthyes; Orectolobiformes; Stegostomatidae
Gene: aldh6a1
Product: aldehyde dehydrogenase 6 family, member A1
Exons: 12
Coding region: 154-1725 (523 amino acids)
Biological process (GO): L-valine catabolic process; thymine catabolic process
Cellular component (GO): mitochondrion
Molecular function (GO): malonate-semialdehyde dehydrogenase (acetylating, [NAD(P)+]) activity; methylmalonate-semialdehyde dehydrogenase (acylating, NAD+) activity
Source: RefSeq, a predicted model, not a curated record